GUCUCCCUUAAGACCACCACUCUCGGCUCCUCCAUUGUGGUUAAAUUAUUCAAUUUCUCAACCAACAUCCAGCACUGGGACAUUAUGAAGUGAACACUCAUUGGACAAGUAUCGUCAUAAAGUAACAGCGUGACGUUCGCUGCAGUUUUGCUGAGGCGGUUACGGUCAAACCAAUCUGGAUAAUGAACACGGAUUUCCCAGCAGCUUGUAGCGGUGCUCUAUGCCUCUGUACAAUCCUUUUAUCCCAUUUCAUUAUUUUAGCAAACGGGGAAUCGCAAAUAGCAUGUGGGAAAAGAGCUGUCACAAUAAGAACAAGUCAGUCCCGAAUAGUAGGAGGUCGGGAUGCAGUGGAAGGUGCCUGGCCUUGGCAAGUUAGCCUUCAAGUGACAAACAAACGUGCUCAUGUGUGUGGAGCCACAGUUAUCAGCCAAUGGUGGCUCUUGUCAGCAGCACACUGCUUUCCUUCUACCAAUGGAUUCAAUAAUAAAAAUCAGUGGAGAGCUGUGAUGGGACUGAGAGACCUGUCAAUCCACGCUAAAUGGACAAUUACUCGGAAAAUCGCUGUCUUAAUAUUGCAUGAACAAUACAAUGAUAUCCAAAAUGACAUAGCAGUGCUUAAAGUGGACCGAGCGAUCGGAUUUGCGGACUACAUCAGGGCAGCAUGUUUACCAAAACCAGGCAAAUUUCAUAUUGAAAAAUGGAACCAUUGUCAUGUUACUGGAUGGGGACUUAUGGAACAAAACGGUGCACCAGCACGUAUACUUCAAGAGGCUGCAGUUAAAUUGAUUCCUUUGGAAACUUGUCAACAGGUCAAUUGGUACGGCAGCCGCAUAAACGAUAAAAUGAUCUGUGCAGGUUUUGCAGGUGGAGGCAUUGACGCCUGUCAGGGUGACAGUGGUGGACCCCUGUCAUGUCAGCUUAAAGGUACAGAUCGGUUUUACGUAGUUGGAGUUGUGAGCUGGGGACAAGGCUGUGCACAGCGCUUUAAGCCUGGUGUUUACACAAGUACAAGCACAUACGGUGAUUGGAUUGAACAGAAAACAGGAAUAUUGAUUUCCCAAAGUGAAGACUCUGGUGUGGAAUUUGAAAUUGACAAUGGUGAUGCAGGAACAGAGAGUUUAACAGGAAAACAGUCAGUGCCCCCCACUGUACCUAAUGGUCUGGUGAAGCCGAUCUCACUGGUGCGCAGAAACACACCAGGACGAGCAACUCCCCUUUUAAAUUUGAUUAUUAUUUCGUAUCACUUUUAUAUUAGUUGUUGUUCCUGA
This is a messenger RNA of Chiloscyllium plagiosum (whitespotted bambooshark), 1268 nucleotides long. Its product is annotated as acrosin-like. Gene Ontology annotation, molecular function: serine-type endopeptidase activity. NCBI's taxonomy places the organism in Eukaryota, Metazoa, Chordata, Chondrichthyes, Orectolobiformes, Hemiscylliidae. Gene Ontology annotation, biological process: proteolysis. The record is from RefSeq and is a predicted model, not a curated record.